Messenger RNA from Eremomyces bilateralis CBS 781.70, 2412 nucleotides. RefSeq lists its product as uncharacterized. The record is from RefSeq and is a predicted model, not a curated record. Bases 357 to 2186 code for a protein of 609 amino acids. The transcript is spliced from 2 exons. NCBI's taxonomy places the organism in Eukaryota, Fungi, Ascomycota, Dothideomycetes, Eremomycetales, Eremomycetaceae. Gene Ontology annotation, molecular function: glucan endo-1,3-alpha-glucosidase activity.
GCCCGCGAAUCGGCGAUCACUACACCGGACACUGCCUUUUCAGCCGCAGCAAUGUUGCUUGAACCCUUGAAUACAAUUACAAUGUCGCGUGUUUCUUAGCGUGGAUUAAUUUUAAGGGUUGAGGCUAUGGUUGACAUGACAGGGACGGGGGACUCGGGAUCGUCAGUCCAUACAGUCAGCUCUUAAAUCGCCCAUAGCGACGCCAUUUAUUUCGUAAGGUGACUUUUUUUAUAUUUUUCUGAUUCCCGAUCUUGUGCUUAUAAUUCCUUCGUGUUUUGGAAUUUGGAAGUUGUACUGUAUCUUGUUCAGAAAGUAAUGCCAGGUCCAGCCCAGUAGGCUGAGAGGUUAUCGUUCAAAUGGGCUCCCCAGCUCCUGCGGCAUGGAGCCAUCAACCCUCUGGAAUUCCCAAUGAUGGAGAUAUAGCCUACGAGCCGAUGCGAGACCGGUCGGAUACAUACACGUCCGAUGCACCUGGACGAGGUCGGUCUGAUACUUUCUCGGACGAGCCACCUCGAUACUACGACCCAAGCGGAACACAGUCACCUCCCCUUGCAAACGACCAUUCGAGGCAUGUAUCACAACCGACUCCAUUCCAUGAGAAUGAUUUCCUGCUCUCGGAUCGAUCAGGUGCUCCGACCGUGGAGCACAAGGGACCACCUCCCCCGUUCUUUCGAAGAGGCGUCCUGUUCUUCACUGCGACACGGAAACGUGUCUUUACUCGUCUCCUUCCAUUGAUUCUUCUCCUGGUGGGUAUCCUCGCCAUCGCUAUCGGGGUACCGAUUGCCCUGUCGCAAAAAGGCGACUCCAAUCCCUCCGAUAACAAUGACAACAAUAACGACGACGGCACCCCGAUUGCGGUUGCAGCCAACCUGCUCUCUACACCGGUCGGCUCUCCGGACGCCGAUGAUUACGACAAUACCCCCCGCCUCAUUUUCGCCCACUACAUGCUCAUCACACCGCCGCCGGACCACAACUAUAACCCAGACAUUGCAGCCGCACAAGCCGCGGGCAUCGAUGCUUUCGCCAUCAACUACGGAGGCGUGAACAUCAACCCAACUACCCUGCAAGCGGAGCUCCGGAACUUCUACGACGCGUGCGCUGACCACGGCUUCUCCGCCUUCAUCUCCAUCGACGCCACCUCGACCACCGCGUCCGGCGACCAGAUCAAGCCCGAGGAAGCCGCCGAUCUGUUCAACAUGUUCGCCGGCCACCCGGCCCAACUCAAGUACCGGGACGCCGCCCUGUUCAGCUCCUUCCAGACCACCGACACCCCUUGGAACUGGCGCGACGACGUGCUCACCAACCUGAAUACCUCCGUCCACCUCCUCCCCGGUACGCUCACCACCGACGGCGACGCCGCGUUCAAUCGCUCCGAGGCGGACGGCGCGGCCGGGUAUUUCAGCUGGAUCCACCACUUCGAAGACCCGCACAGCGAAGCCAGUAUCGACGCCUCCUUCGCGGCGAUCCGGAACAGCACCGAGCACUCGCCCAGCGGGGGGACGAAGGACGGGAAGCUCAAGUGGAUGGCGCCGCUCGCGCCGUGGUUCUACAAGAACCUCGGCGCGCACUGGGCGACGCACCAGGGCCCGCAGAUGUUCCUGCCGCGCGCGUUGGACCUGCUGCGGCGGAAGCCGGACUAUCUGCAGCUUGUGACGUGGAACGACUACGGCGAGUCGACGUAUUUCGGGCCGGUGAACAGCAACCUGACGGCGCUGUGUUCCGGGUGCUAUUACGGCCACCUGGACCACUCCGGGUUUCUCGAGAUGUUGAAGCCCAUCUUCCGCGCCUACCGGAAAGGGGACGUCGACGUCACGUUCGACGCCGACGACAACGACAAGGAGAACGUGUGGAUGUACUACCGCCCCCAUCGCGCGGCCACGGGCACCGUCGGCACCCGGCCGGACGCCUGGGACAUCCUCCAGGAUAAGGUCUACAUCGUGACGUUCGUCGCGGAGGAUGACACGAUGAUCACGCUGACGGCCAAGGACGGGGCCGGGACGAAGGUCAAGGAACAGAAGAUGAAGGUGAUGAAGGGCCUCACGGUGGUCCAGGCGGACUGGGCGAAGGGCAACCAGACGAUCAUGGCGACGCGUGGGGAGAAGACUGUCGUCAAGGCGAAGACGGGACCAUCGAUUAUGGAUGCGCCGGAUAGGAAUGGAUAUAACGGGAAUGUGGUGGUCGUUUGAAAGUUUUUACCGUUGUCAGGAAUGCGAUCGAAUAGACCGAAGAUACCUUUCAUCUGAGCGUUGGCGCACUAGGAAUUAAUGUUUCACUCGGGUGGAUUUGCACAAUGAUCUCAAGUAGUUGAUUUUAGGAUAUAGCCAAUGCUAUUGGAAUUGUUCAAGUACGCCUCCUUGUCAGCAAAUAUGGGUGCGCUCCUCAAAGCUCCGAGCGAGCAGAGAGCGCGGUAUU